CGUGUCUUCUUGCACAUGCGCAUUACCAAACAAACGCAAACUAAUAAAAGGUAGGGUUGCCCAAACCGUUGUAGUCGGUUCUCUCAGCUAAUGUGGUAAAAUCUGUAAUCAUCUGAUUUAAUGCGACGUUUUCGCUACGUUAUUUUAUCCUGGUCACGGUAAAAUAUAUUCGUUAACGUGAACGUUGUGAGAUUUAUCAGUGGAAGACAACGGGAGACGAAAAAAAUCCGUAUUUGUCUGCAGCCCGGAAAGGCUUCUACCGAUCGACUUAGCUAACACUAGCUAGCAAAAGCGGUACAUACCCGGGCCCAGGCCGGCGGCUUUCUCGGAUACCAAGGAAUUUUGAAGUUUCCUGGCUUUAAAUAUUUAACAUAUUUAAGCGCGAUGGCUUGUGGAGCGACUCUAAAAAGGAGUUUGGACUUUGAUCCGUUAAUGAGCCCUGCUUCCCCCAAAAGAAGGAGGUGCGCCCCGGUUAUGUCUCCGGUGUCUUCACCGCAGAAAUAUCUGCGCAUGGAGCCAUCGCCUUUCGGGGAAGUGUCGUCCAGACUCACCACGGAGCAAAUUCUACACAACAUUAAACAGGAGUACAAGAGGUUUCAGAAACGGCGACACCUGGACAGUGCUUUCCAGCAGGCUGAAGGCUGUCCUCUGGACCUGCAGAACAUUCCCGGUGGAUCUGCCUUACCAGGUACAUCCUCAGGUGCUUCAUCUCCUGCCAGGAAAGAACAGCCUUUGUUUUCCCUCAGACAAGUUGGGAUGAUCUGCGAAAGACUACUGAAGGAGCGAGAGGACAAAAUCCGUGAGGAGUAUGACGAGAUUCUGACGACAAAGCUUGCAGAGCAAUAUGACGCCUUUGUCAAGUUCACCCAUGACCAGCUGAUGCGAAGGUUUGGAGAGCAGCCUGCAAGCUAUGUUUCCUGAGGUCGGCGCCCAAAUGGAGUACCAUUUACUGCAAACUAAUCCAGGGCCUCACUGGGUCUAGUUGGACUUUUCUCCUAGCUGUGCCAUAUCGCCUCUAUGUGGACUCUCUGCCUCAGGCAUCAGUUAGUGGCACUGAUGUUUGCUGUUGCCUCCAGAGUUUGGAGGGCGCCCUGCUGCCUUCAUGUCUGAGGACCCGCUGUGGCUCCACCCGUGGCCUCUCCACUGCCGCAUCGAUAUUUAUUUGGCGUUGUUCUGAUGCCUUUGUGAAAGGCUGACUGCCACCACUCAUUUGACCUUUGAUUUCACUUUAUUUUUUAUCAUAUUGAGUGGUUCCACAGAGAGGAUGUUACUGUCGCGGCUUUUCUGUAUGUACUUUUUUGAAAAAAGGAAUGGCUGAAGGCAGCUUUCAGACUGACUUGAGGAACAGUUGUCUUGGCUUGUUUCAACAUAGUUUAAACUGUACUGGUGAUUACUGCUUUUACACUUGUAUACACUGUAUAUUUUUAUUUUUUUGCUUGAUGUGUGUCCAUUGUACCAUAAUUUCAUGGUUUUAUUUGCUGUAGGUAUAAAGGGGCUUUGAUUCAAGAAAAUCAAACAAAUAAAAGUCUUUACACAAAUGUUAA
Neolamprologus brichardi is the source of this 1544-nucleotide messenger RNA. RefSeq names its product akirin 2 (gene akirin2). Gene Ontology annotation, molecular function: transcription coregulator activity. Gene Ontology annotation, cellular component: nucleus; chromatin. Gene Ontology annotation, biological process: positive regulation of transcription by RNA polymerase II; positive regulation of innate immune response. Lineage: Eukaryota; Metazoa; Chordata; Actinopteri; Cichliformes; Cichlidae. The record is from RefSeq and is a predicted model, not a curated record.